GGAAGAGAGAAAGGGAGAGCAGGUGGAGUUGCUCAGAUCACUUGGAGAAGAAGCAGACACCGUAUAGAAAUUGUCGCUGCAAAGUGCAGACACUCCUAAACCCAACAAACCUUCAUUUUUCUGAUCUUAAAACUCGUGUCUCUGCGAAAGAUUUGGUCCUUCUAUAUAUAUAUACAAAUAAGCUAAGAAAGAACAUGAUGUACUCAUGUGUAGCCGUUUUGUGAGGGGCGGCUUUGCUGGAUAGCUCGAAGCUCCGAGAUCUCAUGUUCAAUACGAUUAAAACUUAAAGGGAGGAGUAAAGAGCAUAAUUAAUCAGCGUCUCUUUGCUCGCAAACGCUGGGCUACUGCUUGUAUGACCAUUAUAAACACGACCUUCCUUAUGCUUAAGCUAAACCCUAUCUUGUACGCUCCAAAGCGCAGGUGCAUUUAAUUGCCAUCAUCAUCACCUAGCUACUAGCUGCAAUCUGAUCUCCAUGACAAAGAUGGUGACCACGGAGUCCGAGAUGAUCUCCGAAGGCCAGGUCGAGUCGUCACUAUUAGCAGAUCAACAGCCCAAGAUCAAUCCUUUCUCGUCGCUCGGAAGACAAUCCUCAAUAUACUCCCUCACUCUCGACGAGUUCCAGCACACGCUCUGCGAGAGCGGCAAGAAUUUCGGGUCCAUGAACAUGGAUGAGUUCCUCACCAGUAUUUGGACUGCCGAAGAAAACCAAGCUGUCAACACCACCGCCACCGCCACCACCACCACCAAUGUUAUCGCCGCUAAUAAUAUGAGCAGCCACACCCACCUGUCUCUAAGCGAAGCGCAUACUGAGAGGGGAAUAGCAAAGCAGCCAAGCUUGCCACGACAAGGUUCGCUCACGCUCCCGGCACCUCUCUGUAGGAAAACGGUGGACGAAGUCUGGUCUGAAAUCCACAAAGGACAGCAUCAGAGUAAUAGUACUAGCCAUAAAAAUGGUGAUAACAUUCAGAAUCCCGAGUGUGGAGCUCGCCAGCCGACUUUCGGAGAGAUGACCUUGGAGGAUUUUCUGAUAAAAGCAGGGGUGGUGAGGGAACCGAGUGCAAUGCCAGUAUCUCAACCCCAACAUCAGCAGCAGUACGGGGUAUACCAGAAUAAAAAUUCCACAGCGGGUCCUAGUUUCGCAACUAGGCCUACAACAGGAUUUGGUGGCGCUGGUGGUGCGACUACUGUUCCAACUCACCAAACAAUGCCACAGGGUGCUGGUGGGGCUAUUGGAGAGUCGUCGGGGUAUGCUGGAAAUGGCAAGAGGAGUGGGGGAUACCCACCCGGGCCGCCGGCGCAUGUUUGUUAUGGUGGAAGGGUAGUGAAUGGUGCCGGUGGAUAUGGGGCGGCGCCAGCAAUGGGAGUGGUGGCACCGGUUAGUCCUGUUUCUUCUGAUGGGUUGUGCACAACUCAGGUUGAUAACUCGGGCAAUCAAUUUGGACUGGACAUGGGGGGACUAAGGGGAAGGAAGAGGAUCAUAGAUGGUCCCGUGGAGAAGGUGGUGGAGAGGAGACAAAGGAGGAUGAUCAAGAAUAGAGAGUCCGCGGCCAGAUCUAGAGCCAGGAAACAGGCAUACACAGUUGAACUAGAAGCAGAACUGAACCAAUUAAGAGAAGAGAACACAAACCUUAAACAGGCUCUGGCAGAAAUUGAGAGGAAAAGAAACCAACAGUAUUCUGAAGAGAUGAAAACGAAAGUUCAAACCAAGGCUCAAAAAGCUAAAGAGAAAUUGAGGGUGUUGAAAAGGAACCAAAGUUGCCCAUUGUGAUGUAAGGAUCAGUACUUGAUCAAUGUGUAUUGAGGAAUGAAACCUGAAAAGGUCAAACCAAAGCAAGAUCAAAAGCUAAAUGGAUGAAGGUGAUCAUGAGAAGAAUUCGAUUUCCCCAUUGUGAAGCAACUAAAUCAUAAUUGUAUUAUGCGUGCGAUGCAUUACAUAGGAUUAGCUUCUUGAGACUAAUAUAUUAAAUUAUUAAUCACUACCUAGUCAAUGUAUCAAAAGCUAGCAGCACUUGGUUCCGUACGUGGCCUUUACAUGUUUAUAUAUACAUACUCCUUUCUUCA
Juglans microcarpa x Juglans regia is the source of this 2062-nucleotide messenger RNA. Its product is annotated as protein ABSCISIC ACID-INSENSITIVE 5. The record is from RefSeq and is a predicted model, not a curated record. The coding region runs from base 474 to 1769 and encodes 431 amino acids. The transcript is spliced from 6 exons. Gene Ontology annotation, biological process: positive regulation of DNA-templated transcription. Gene Ontology annotation, molecular function: DNA-binding transcription factor activity. NCBI's taxonomy places the organism in Eukaryota, Viridiplantae, Streptophyta, Magnoliopsida, Fagales, Juglandaceae. Gene Ontology annotation, cellular component: nucleus.